Molecule: messenger RNA, 795 nt
Organism: Diatraea saccharalis (sugarcane borer)
Lineage: Eukaryota; Metazoa; Arthropoda; Insecta; Lepidoptera; Crambidae
Source: the annotation of a GenBank genome assembly
AUGUCUUUUAAAGUUGUUAACGCGGCUGAACUAUGGCAGAGAGACACAAGCUUGCCUUCCAUUCCUACAUUCAGUCAAAGUCUAGAUAAUGUAUUCGGAAAUGAAGGAGUGCGAUUAGGUUCUUUGACUGAGCUACUGGGCCUGCCAGGUAGUGGGAAAACACAAAUAUGUAUACAAUUAUGUGCAUCAGUACAAAUACCUAAAAUUCUUGGUGGGUUAGAUGCGGAAGCCCUCUAUGUGGACACCAACACAAAUUUCACUGCUGAAAGAUUUCAAGAAAUUGUAGUAGCAUCCUUAACAAAAUGCUACAGACUGUUAGACUAUCAUACUCAAGUUGAUGAAGAAGCUGCACUAGAAAAGUUGCAUUAUGUUAAUGCAUUUGGUCUAGAGAGAUAUUGUGCUCUCAUGCUAAGACUCCCUGAUAUAGUGGAACAGCAUAAGAUAAGAUUAAUUGUGAUCGACUCUAUCGCUUUUCCGUUCAAAGAGGGAAUUUUACCUAACCAAAGAACUGGUUUAUUAUUCAGACAGAUGGCAGACUUACAAAGGAUAGCUAUAGAAAAACAAAUUGCUGUAGUGGUGACGAAUGAGAUGACUACACGCGUAGGACUCUCUAGCGGUGAUAUAGUCGGUUCGAUGGGUGAUUCGUGGGCGCAUCGCUGUAACACGCGUGUGUUGUUGUCGAAAGACGAUGCUGACAGACGCGACAGAGUUGCUGUGUGUCUUAAGAGUAAUGAUUCACCAAACACUGUUGGAAGAUUUAGGAUAACACAAGAAGGAAUAAGGGAUAUUCAAUAA